AUGGAUAUAUAAAUCAGAUACUAAAAUGAAUAGAUUACUUUUGAAGGAGUACAAUCAUAUGAGGAUUUGUAAUAAGAAAUCUAAUUAAAAUAUCCAUUAUUGAAAAAUAUUGAAUUAUCUUAUUAAGAUGAAGAGAAUGAUAUUAUUUAAGUUUCAAAUACAAGUGAUAUCAUUGCAAUUGUAAGAGUAUGAUUCAUUAUUUCAAGACAGAUAUUAGUAAAGUAAUACUUUAAAUGGAAGCUUAAAUCGAUUAAUUAAAGGUAUAAGAAUUAGAAAGAACUAUAAAAGUGUAAGAAUUCAAAUAAAAACUAAUUGAAGAAUAAAGAACAAACAAAAUAGAAGUAAUUCUAUUAAAUCAUUUAGGAAAUAUAAAAGAAAUGAAAAAAAUUUAAGAAAUUAUUCAUGAGAAAGGCAUAAUUGCUCAUCAAUUUAAUUAACACAUUCAACAAUUAAAGAAUUAUUAACAAUAAUUAAAAGAUUUUUAGAGGAAACCUUUGUCAGAUUUUAAGACAAUUUUUUAUAAUUCAAAUUUAUUUGAUUAAAUAAGAGAAAAAGAAUCCAAUUUAUUAUUAUCAGAAGUAGAACUAUUAAUGUUAUAUAUUAUAGGACAAAAAAGGAUUUAAAACAUAAUUAUAGUCAAUCUAAAAGGAAAUUUAGGAUGCGUUCGAAAAACUAUUUACUUAAAGAAUAUUGGAACAUCAAGAAUUGUAUGCAAAUAGGUUAGAAAACAAAUGCAAGAUAAAUAUGAUUAACCAAGAAAUUUAAAUGGUUGAACAUAAAAAAUAGGAGAUAUUAUAAGAUUUGGAUUAGAAAUAAAGAAGUUUAGAAGAUAAUGUGAUAAGAAAUAAUGCAGAAUUAAAUCUGUUUUAGUAAAAUGAUGAUUAAUUUUGA
Messenger RNA from Paramecium pentaurelia, 891 nucleotides. NCBI's taxonomy places the organism in Eukaryota, Ciliophora, Oligohymenophorea, Peniculida, Parameciidae. The record is from the annotation of a GenBank genome assembly.